Rhinolophus ferrumequinum (greater horseshoe bat) is the source of this 3389-nucleotide messenger RNA. RefSeq names its product EF-hand domain containing 1 (gene EFHC1). The record is from RefSeq and is a predicted model, not a curated record. The transcript has 11 exons. Gene Ontology annotation, biological process: mitotic cytokinesis; mitotic spindle organization; cilium-dependent cell motility. Bases 190 to 2112 code for a protein of 640 amino acids. Gene Ontology annotation, cellular component: axoneme; mitotic spindle. Lineage: Eukaryota; Metazoa; Chordata; Mammalia; Chiroptera; Rhinolophidae. Gene Ontology annotation, molecular function: calcium ion binding; alpha-tubulin binding.
ACCGAGGUCCCAAGGCAGCGCACGCGUAGACCUGUCAAGCUUGUUCCUCAGACCCCGCCCUCCACUCGUGGGUGAUCGGGAUGUUGGGAGUUGCCACGGAGCUUUAGGUGGCCUGCGAACGCAGUUCGUCUCCCGGGCAACCAGUUAGGACAAAACCCGUCCUAGGUGGCGGCGGCGAUAGCGGCUGCGAUGGUGUCCAACCCGGUGCACGGCCUGCCCUUUCUCCCCGGCACGUCCUUUACGGACUCCACGAAAACAGCAUUUCAUAGAAGCCAGACACUGGGCUACAAGAAUGGCUAUGCAAUUGCUCGACGUCCCACAGUUGGGAUAGGUGGGACCCGGCUCCAGUUCAACCAGUUGUCGCAGGCUGACCUGGAUGAGUUGGCCAAUAAGGCACCAGUUCUAACUUAUGGCGAGCCUAAGCAGACCCCACCUGCAAGUUUUAUUCCUGCGCAUGUUGCUUUUGACAAAAAGGUACUGAAAUUUGAUGCCUAUUUCCAAGAAGAUGUUCCUAUGUCAAGUGAGGAACAUUAUAGGAUCCGUCAAGUGAACAUUUACUACUACUUAGAAGAUGACAGCAUGUCUGUCAUAGAGCCCGUUGUGGAAAACUCUGGGCUUCUUCAAGGCAAGUUCAUCAAACGCCAGCGGCUACCCAAGAAUGACCAGGGAGACCAUUACCAUUGGAAAGAUCUAAAUCGAGGAAUAAACAUUACAAUUUAUGGCAAAACUUUCCGCAUUGUCGAAUGCGACAGAUUCACACAGGUAUUUUUGGAAAGUCAAGGAAUUGAAUUAAAUCCCCCUGAGAAGAUGGUACUGGAUCCUUACACGGAACUCCGGAAACAGCCUCUUCGUCAGUAUGUCACUCCGUCGGACUUUGAUCAACUCAAGCAGUUUCUCACCUUUGACAAACAAGUUCUCCGAUUCUAUGCAAUCUGGGAUGAUACAGACAGCAUGUUUGGUGAAUGUCGGAAAUACAUCAUUCAUUAUUAUCUUAUGGAUGAUACAGUGGACAUUCGAGAGGUCCAUGAACGGAAUGAUGGGCGAGAUCCCUUCCCACUCAUGAUGAACCGUCAACGCAUGCCCAAGGUUUUGGUGGAGAAUACAAAGAACUUCCCUUGGUGUGUGCUGGAAAUUUCUGACCAAGAGGUGUUGGAAUGGUAUACUGCCAAAGACUUCAUUGUUGGGAAACCACUCACUAUCCUCGGGAGAACCUUCUUCAUUUACGAUUGUGACCCAUUUACUCGACAGUAUUACAAAGAAAAGUUUGGAAUCUCCGAUUUACCAUGUAUUGAUGUGAGCAAGAAGGAACCACCUCCUGUAAAACAGGAAUUACCUCCUUAUAAUGGUUAUGGAUUUGUUGAAGACUCUGCUCAGAAUUGCUUUGCUCUCAUUCCAAAAGCUCCGAAAAAAGAUGUUAUGAAAUUGCUAAUGAAUGAUAAAAAGGUGCUUCGUUAUUUGGCUGCACUGGAAUCCCCCUUCCCAGAAGAUAAAGGCCGCAGAUUUGUCUUCUCUUAUUUUCUAGCCACUGACAUGAUCAGUAUCUUUGAGCCUCCCAUUCGCAAUUCUGGUAUCAUUGGGGGCAAGUACCUUGGCAGAACUAAAGUCGUCAAACCACAUUCUUCAGCGGAAAACCCCAUCUACUAUAGCCCUAGUGACUUCUUCAUUGGUGCUGAGAUAGAAGUGUUUGGCCACCGGUUCAUCAUCCUUGAUACAGACGACUAUGUUUUGAAAUAUAUGGAGAGCAAUGCUUCUCAGUAUUCACCCGAAGCCCUCUUGUCCAUUCAGAACCAUAUUCGAAAGCAAGAAGCUCCUGCAGAAGAAUUGGAAACCAAGCAAACUGAAGUGGAUCCAGCCGUGCAGGAACUGGAAGCGUUAAUAGACACAAUCCAGAAGCGACUGAAAGAUCAUCCGUGCAAAGACAGCAUUCGUGAGGCAUUCCAAACUUGUGACAGGGACGCUUCAGGAUUUGUGGACAAAGAGAUAUUCUUUGAAAUCUGCGACUCCCUGAAAGUACCCGUUGAUGAUUCCUUGAUUAAAGAGUUAAUCAGGAUGUGCUCUCACGGAGAAGACAAGAUUAACUACUAUAACUUUGUCCGAGCUUUCUCAGACUGACCUGGCUGAUGAGAGAAUGCAAUACAAUGCUUUGAGGUUGGACCUACACUUUGAAAUAUAUCUUAUACCCUCUGUAGAUGCAUUUACAGCACUCUUGAAAUUAUUAUUAUUAUUAUUAUUAUUGUUAUUUUGGUUCUUAUAGUUCACUACUCUGAAGUCUAAAUUGAUUUGGAUCUCGUAGGAGCUAAGAUUGGUGCCUUGUUCAGGGAAGUGUAGGGGUAGGGGUGUUGUGAUGGUUAAUUUUAUGUGUCAAGUUGACUGGGCCUCGGGGUGCCCAGACAUGGUUAAACAGUAUUUCUGGUGUUUCUGGAUCAGGUGAACAUUUGAAUUCGUAGUCUAAGCAGAUUGCCUUCCCCACCGUGAAUGGGCCUCAUCCAACUCAUCAAAGGCCUGAACAGAACAAAAAAGCUGACCCUUCCCCAAAGAAGCACGAAUGCCCCCUGUCUGCCUUUAAACUGCGACGCCAGCUUUUGCCUGCCUUCUGAUUCACAUGGAAGCACUGGCUCUCCUGGGUCUCCAGCUUGCUGACUGCAUGUCUCAGCACUUGUCAGCCUCCAUAAUCACAUGAGCCAAUUCCUUGUGAGGAUCUCGUUCUCUCUAUAUACAUCCUGUUGGUUCUGUUCCUCUGGAGAGCCUUGACUAAUCAGGUGUACAGUGGUUAAGAGCAGGAAGGAAGAUAGGAUUUGCUCGGAGGAAAAGCCUACCCACAGACUCGGGGCGUUGGAAGUAAGCACACAGUACUAGUGUUGCUGCUAAGCCAAGGCCCCCGCCCCCACCUGCCUGCCUCAGCAGUCCAGGGAAAUAUAGCACAUGCAUUCCCGACUGUGGUUCUAGGCCCAUUAGUAGACCUGCAUUAAAAAAACGGAAUAGAAUAGCAAAUACUCAGUGUGGUAUGUACUGUGUCAUGCUUUCAACGGAAUGUGUAUUUACUAGGUCAUGAUGUAAAAUGUAUUUCUUGGUGUGGGUUGUAAUUAAAAAAAAAGACACACAGGAAAGAAAGAAAAUUCAGAAAAUGUGUGCCUUUAGAGAGCCUGCCUUGAGGUAGGAGGAAAAGACUAGUUAACACUUACUGGUUUUCUAAUGAGCUCCAAUGGACUUUCUAGAAGCAGAGCAACUUCAUCCUUAUAAAUGCUGUCUGCUUCCUCCCUGCACCUAAAGAGUGAUACAAAUGAGGACGGAGUUAUGUACGAUCCAGGAUGCCUGGCCCUCUCUGAACCAGCUCUCCCGCUGAGCUACGCCACCGCUAACCAGCUUAAUAAAAGGGAUGUAAAUGUAUC